GAUUCAGAGCGAACAAGUGCUCUGGCCGAAAACUCUCACGCUGAACCUCCCUUUGCCCGACAAGUCAAACUUGUUGCAGAUUCUCCCAGAGUGUGUGGACCCUCCAGAAAAAAACAAACAAACAUGGCAGACUACCGGGACGACAACGGAGCUCGGGCCCUGCUUGCAUUACAGUCGGCGCCGUGCAGCCCCGUGCGCGUCGCGGUGACCUCUCACUCCUAUCACCAGCCGUCACUCGCGCUCCUGGGUCCUCCGUUAAUGGAAGCUCGCGGCGUGGCCGGCGGGUUUCCCGCGAGGCUCUCCUCGACUCCCCCGCAGGCCCUGGCGAGGCUCGAGGGCCGGGACUUUGAGUUUGUCAUGCGCCAGAGGACGGUCACCAUAGGCCGGAACUCGUCCCACGGCUCGGUGGACAUCAACAUGGGUCACUCGAGUUUCAUUUCACGGCGACACUUGCAGAUCAGCUACGACGAGGCGGGCGGCUUCUCCCUGCGGUGCCUGGGGAAGAAUGGCGUGUUUGUUGACGGGGUGUUCCAGCGGAGAGGAGCGCCGCCGCUUCCACUGCCCAGAGAGUGUGUGUUUCGUUUUCCCAGUACCGUCAUCAAGAUCCAGUUUAUGUCGCUCCUGGAAGUCGAGGAGCACAGCGAGAAGGAGCAGCCCUCUCCUCCUCCUCGCCCGCUCCUGCCCCACAUAUCCCCCCUGAAAAUCAGCAUUCCCACCAUGCAGCAGCAUGAAGAGCACAUCAGGGCCUUCGGCUCCCCGCUGCCGUCGCCCACCGGCACAAUCAGUGUUCCCAACUCCUGUCCUGCUAGCCCUCGAGGGGCGGGGUCAUCAGGGUAUCGCUACGGACGCAACGUGACCUCUGACCUCCAGUUAGCAGCCGAAUACGCUGCGAAGGCCGUAUCUGAGCAGAGAAGAAGCCUCGCGGAGCACCGGGGCGGGGGAAGUGAGCAGCGUGGAGAGUCGGCGGGAGGAGACAGCCCCAAGGAUGAGUCCAAGCCGCCGUAUUCCUACGCACAGCUGAUCGUCCAGGCCAUCUCUUCGGCUCCAGACAGACAGCUUACACUCAGCGGGAUCUACGCCCACAUCACCAAACACUACCCCUACUAUCGCACUGCAGACAAGGGUUGGCAGGUACAGUCCUCCCUCACUGUCCUCAGAAGACUUUAUCCCAACAGGAGAUACUUCAAGAUAUAG
This is a messenger RNA of Fundulus heteroclitus (mummichog), 1194 nucleotides long. RefSeq names its product forkhead box protein K1-like. The coding region runs from base 124 to 1194 and encodes 356 amino acids. The transcript is spliced from 5 exons. Gene Ontology annotation, molecular function: protein binding; DNA-binding transcription factor activity, RNA polymerase II-specific; RNA polymerase II cis-regulatory region sequence-specific DNA binding. The record is from RefSeq and is a predicted model, not a curated record. Gene Ontology annotation, biological process: regulation of transcription by RNA polymerase II. NCBI's taxonomy places the organism in Eukaryota, Metazoa, Chordata, Actinopteri, Cyprinodontiformes, Fundulidae.